Brassica napus (rape) is the source of this 1262-nucleotide messenger RNA. Its product is annotated as tryptophan synthase alpha chain, chloroplastic. Lineage: Eukaryota; Viridiplantae; Streptophyta; Magnoliopsida; Brassicales; Brassicaceae. The coding region runs from base 168 to 1103 and encodes 311 amino acids. Gene Ontology annotation, molecular function: tryptophan synthase activity. Gene Ontology annotation, cellular component: cytosol; chloroplast. The record is from RefSeq and is a predicted model, not a curated record. The transcript is spliced from 8 exons. Gene Ontology annotation, biological process: L-tryptophan biosynthetic process.
GACGGCGGCUGAGGCAUUGAACAUUGAACAACUCGUGGCAGGUAGAUUCCACCAACCUCUUUCCAUAUUAUCCCAACGUGGAAUCGCUGCGACUGCAGUUUAUAUAAUAACACUCUCUUCCCUUCCUUCCUUCCUCAAAUCCAGUCGUAUCCAUAAUCUCUCUUUCAAUGGCGAUUGCUUUCAAAUCGGGCGUCUGCUUCCUCCACUCCCCAAAACCCCAAAUCGGAAUCCGCCACUCUUCUCCCGAUUCCUCCCUCUCUUUCAAGAGAUUGGCUCCCAUCGCUGCCCUCUCCACCUCUUCCCCCACCCUCGGUCUCGCCGAUACUUUCAAGGAGCUCAAAAAACAAGGCAAAGUAGCAUUCAUACCGUACAUCACAGCUGGUGAUCCAGAUCUCUCUACCACCGCGGAAGCAUUGAAAGUUCUUGACGCUUGUGGUUCCGACAUUAUCGAACUUGGAGUUCCUUACUCUGACCCAUUAGCUGAUGGACCUGUUAUUCAGGCUGCGGCGACAAGGUCUUUGGAGAAGGGUACCAACCUUGAUAGCAUUCUUGACAUGUUGGAUAAGGUUCUUCCAGAGUUAUCUUGUCCUGUUUCGCUGUUCACGUAUUACAACCCGAUUCUUAAACGUGGGUUGGGGAAGUUCAUGUCCAGCAUCAGAGAUGUCGGUGUCCAGGGGCUUGUUGUUCCAGAUGUUCCUCUUGAGGAAACUGAGUUUCUGAGAAAAGAAGCACUUAACAACAGCAUUGAACUGGUCCUACUCACUACACCAACAACACCAACAGAGAGAAUGAAGAGAAUUGUUGACGCAUCAGAAGGAUUUAUUUACCUUGUGAGCUCAAUUGGAGUGACGGGUGCACGUGCAUCUGUAAGCGGGAAGGUCCAGUCGCUCUUGAAGGAUAUCAAAGAGGCAACAGACAAGCCAGUGGCUGUCGGUUUUGGAAUAUCAAAGCCUGAGCAUGUGAAACAGAUAGCUGGAUGGGGAGCUGAUGGAGUGAUUGUAGGCAGUGCAAUGGUGAGGCUUUUGGGAGAUGCUAAGUCGCCAACGGAAGGGCUCAAGGAGCUUGAGAGUCUCACAAAGUCUCUCAAAUCUGCUCUUCUUUGAAACACAAAGAAAAACAUUUGCAGAACGCUUCAUUGAUUGUGUUUUUGUUUUACUAAGUUACCAGUAAUGUAUGAAAAUUAUGUUCCAAACUUUUGAGACAUUUCGAGUAUGAUCAAGUUGCAGUGUGGUCUGGUCUCUCAGUCCACAAAUCAGUUUUUA